GCAUUUCAUAACUAUUUUAAGUUUUGGCAAAUUGGUGGCAAAUCAUUGCAUCUCAUCUAGAGUUUAUAUGCUUUAAUCCAGUGCUGCAGCGAUGCCACAAUCCUGGAACUGUGACAGCUACAGCCCCGCUGAGCAGGAAUACUAAUUCGACAGGAGCCCGCAAGUCUUCCACUGUGUUCUGAACUUCUACCGUACAGGACCCUUUCAUGCUUUGGAGGAGCUCUGUGUUUUCUUCUUCAGACAGGAGAUCGAAUACUGGGGCAUUGGUGAACAGGAUCAGGAAGCCUGCUGUCUCGAAUGGUUCCUUGAGCGCAAAGAUGAGCGGGAGCAGAAUGUGUCUGGCCGGUCUAGUAAUGCAGGGUCGUCUGGAGAGAUCUCGGCUGUGAGCAGUGACCUGAGGAGGUUUGAAGGCACGUGGUGUUCAGAUGUGCGCACCUUCAUGUGGCAAACCUUUGAAGAUCCCAAUCACUCCAAGUGUUCCAAAGGUGUAGCUGCGUUUUCCGUCCUGGUCAUUUUGACCUCCAUUGUGGCCAUGUGUAUCCACAGUAUGCCCGAAUUUCAGGUAUGCAUCCGACAGUCUGUCCUGGGCUCUCUGGAGCUCAUCUGUAUUAUUUUCUUCUCAGUGGAGUUUGUCCUGCGAGUCAUAGCAGCUCCUCAGACACGGAUGUUUUUGGGAAACCCUCUGAACAUGAUUGACAGGGCUUCUAUCUUGCCUUUCUAUGUGACGCUGGCCUUUGAAAGUUUGGAUGAAGAGGAUGGGGAGGGAAACCAACAUCUGGUCAACAUGGGGAAGGUGGUUCAGGUUCUCCGGUUAAUCAGGGUCCUAAAGCUUCAUCAACAUUCAGAAGGAGUGAGAGCUUUUGGAGAAACUCUAAAGAACUGCCAAUGCGAGUUUGUCGGUGGUGGGCCAUUAUUUCAAUGAUUAUGGUGGGCUAUGGGGAUACAAGGACAGCAGCUGGGAGGAUUGUAGCUACACUUUGCAUUCUCUGUGGGUUGCUUCUUUACCCAUCACCAUCACCAUCAUGAACAACUUUUCAAAGUACUUUGAUAAAAAUACAAUUAAGUGGCGCCUUUCAGAAGCUAAAACAUAGGAAAAUGUCAAUGGAUUCCCUGUGGUUUAAAAUUUUGGUUUGCUUUUGCAAUCUAAACUUUUUGACAAUCUUGAAAUUUAUCAAUAAAAAUAAAGCCAUCCAUCA
This is a messenger RNA of Carassius gibelio (silver crucian carp), 1196 nucleotides long. RefSeq names its product potassium voltage-gated channel subfamily S member 3-like. Gene Ontology annotation, cellular component: membrane; voltage-gated potassium channel complex. NCBI's taxonomy places the organism in Eukaryota, Metazoa, Chordata, Actinopteri, Cypriniformes, Cyprinidae. Gene Ontology annotation, biological process: potassium ion transmembrane transport. The transcript has 2 exons. Bases 440 to 922 code for a protein of 160 amino acids. The record is from RefSeq and is a predicted model, not a curated record. Gene Ontology annotation, molecular function: voltage-gated potassium channel activity.